Aureobasidium pullulans EXF-150 is the source of this 4482-nucleotide messenger RNA. Its product is annotated as ABC drug exporter AtrF. Bases 1 to 4482 code for a protein of 1493 amino acids. The transcript is spliced from 5 exons. NCBI's taxonomy places the organism in Eukaryota, Fungi, Ascomycota, Dothideomycetes, Dothideales, Saccotheciaceae. Gene Ontology annotation, cellular component: membrane. Gene Ontology annotation, biological process: transmembrane transport. The record is from RefSeq and is a predicted model, not a curated record. Gene Ontology annotation, molecular function: ATP hydrolysis activity; ATP binding; ABC-type transporter activity.
AUGCUACAUCACCCGACCGAAGAGGUCGAAUUACCAGAGACUGUCGAGAAACGACCUACCGAACAAGAUCCUGCCUUCGCUCCCGUGAAGACAACUACAAGCUCGCGACCGAAACUGUCUGGCAAGAUGACGGAGGAAGACUUCUUCCGUACAUUAUCACGUAGGAGAACUAGUCAGACCAGCGGUCUCAACAGAGCCCCAACACAAGAAGACGAGGACGACAGAGAAGAAAUUGAUCGUCUCAUGUCACGCAUGUUUGGCAAGAGUCGACAAGAACACUCCGAGGAAGAGCAGACGAGACACGUGGGUGUCAUUUUCAAAAACCUUACAGUGAAAGGUGUAGGCCUUGGUGCAGCUUUGCAGCCAACUGUUGGAGAUAUCUUCCUUGGUCUGCCUAGGAAGAUCAAGAAUCUGGUUUCUAGGGGGCCUAAGAAAGCUGCCGGAAAGCCCCAAGAAAGAACCGUUCUUUCUGAUUUUAGCGGAACCAUUAAGUUUGGAGAGAUGCUGCUUGUGCUUGGUCGUCCUGGAUCUGGAUGCACCACUCUGCUAAAGACACUCGCCAACCAAAGAGCUGGAUAUACCUCGAUCGAUGGAGAAGUCACUUAUGGCGGCACCCCCGCAGAGGAAAUGGGCAAGAAAUACAAGGGCGAGGUUCUCUUCAUCCCUGAUGAGGACUUGCACUAUGCUACAAUCACAGUCAAAAAUACCUUGUCGUUUGCUCUAAAGACUAAAACACCUGGAAAGGAAUCCCGUCUGGAAGGAGAGUCUCGAGGAGCGUACGUCAAGGAGUUCUUGCGAAUCGUGACGAAGCUUUUCUGGAUCGAGCACACACUGGGCACCAAGGUCGGCAACGAAUACAUCCGUGGUGUAUCUGGUGGUGAGAAGAAGAGAGUCACAAUUGCGGAAGCCAUGGUCACAAGAGCUAGUGCGCAAUGUUGGGACAACUCAACUAAAGGUCUCGACGCCAGUACAGCUUUGGAGUAUGUCCAGAGUUUGCGAUCUCUGACCAACAUGGCUCGCAUUUCCACUGCCGUUGCUCUAUACCAAGCAGGAGAGUCUCUCUACGACUGUUUCGACAAAGUGGUGUUGUUGCAUGAGGGAAAAUGCUGCUACUUCGGCCAUACCGAGGACGCUGUCGAAUACUUCAAAGAGCUCGGCUUCGUACAACCCGAUCGCUGGACUUCUGCUGACUUCAUCACCUCCGUCACAGACGAACAUGAGCGCCAUGUCAAAGAGGGCUGGGAAGACAAGAUUCCUAGAUCUGGCGAAGACUUCGACCGUAUCUUCCAACAGAGCGAACAGAAGAAACGCAACCUCAAAGAGAUUGAAGAGUUUGAAGGCGAGACUCAGAAAUUGGCUGAAGCAAGACAUGAAGCUCAGACUAAGGCUACCAAGAAGAAGAACUUUGAGGUCUCGUUCCCUAAGCAGGUUAUGGCUUGUACUCAACGUCAAUUCCUGGUUAUGGUUGGUGACAAGCAGGCGACUGUAGGCAAAUGGGGUGGUAUCGGAUUUCAAGCCCUUAUUGUUGGAUCACUGUUCUAUAACCAACCAAAGACCGUUCUCGGGGCCUUCCCUCGCGGGGGUGUGAUGUUCUUUUCACUACUGUUCAAUGCUCUCCUGGCUCUCGCUGAAUUGACAGCCGUUUUCCAGUCUCGACCCAUUCUUCUCAAGCACAAGAGCUAUCAAUUCUAUCGCCCGUCUGCCUUCGCAAUUGCUCAAACUGUUGUCGACAUUCCAUUGGUCUUUGUACAGGUCUUCAUCUUCGAUAUCGUGGUAUACUUCAUGUCUGGCCUGCAGAGAACGGCUUCACAAUUCUUCAUCUCGUUGAUGUUCCUGUGGAUUGUCACGAUGACCAUGUAUGCUCUGUUCAGAGCUGUGGGAUCACUCGUGGCGUCGCUCGAUGUUGCUACUCGUAUCACUGGACCAGUCAUCCAAAUUUUGGUGGUUUACACUGGCUAUUUGAUUCCGCCUCGAAAAAUGCAUCCUUGGUUCGCGUGGCUGCGCUGGGUCAACCCCGUUCAAUACGGAUUCGAAGGCUUGAUGGCCAAUGAGUUCUACAACCUUGAACUACAAUGUGUACCACCUUACCUGGUUCCGCCGAAUGCUCCUUCUGCCGAGUACCAGUCAUGUGCUCUGCAGGGAAGCACUCCUGGCUCGCCAGUUGUCAAUGGCGCCGACUAUAUCCAAACCGCCUUUACUUACUCGCGCAGCCAUUUGUGGCGCAACUUCGGCUUCAUUUGUGCUUUCUUCUUGUUCUUCGUUGCUCUGACCGCUAUUGGUAUGGAGCUGCAGAAACCAAACAAAGGUGGAGGCGAGGUGACAGUGUUCAAGCGAGGCCAAGUACCUAGAUCCGUGGAGAAAGAUGUCGAGACUGGAGGCAGAGCCUCUGAUGAGGAAUCCGGGGAGGCAAACUCAGGCCAGGUUGAUGCAACACCAAACAAUGACGAAGCUCGUAAGGAGUCAGACUCCGAUGACACUGUCGCGGCAAUCGGCAAGAACGAAACCAUCUUCACGUGGCAGAAUGUCAACUACACCAUCCCUUAUGAGGGAGGAGAGCGCACGCUUUUGCAGGAUGUGUCCGGAUUUGUGAGACCUGGGAAGUUGACAGCUCUUAUGGGUGCUUCAGGAGCUGGCAAGACAACUUUGUUGAACACCCUCGCUCAGCGCAUCAACUUUGGUGUAGUAUCUGGAGAUUUCCUGGUCGACGGCAAGCCCUUACCGAGAAGUUUCCAGCGAGCUACUGGUUUUGCUGAGCAGUCUGAUGUUCACGAGCCAACUGCUACGGUCAGGGAGGCAUUGAGAUUCUCUGCGAAACUUCGUCAGCCCAAGGAGGUCUCGCUCGACGAGAAGUACGACUAUUGCGAGAAAGUCAUUGACUUGCUUGAGAUGCGAGACAUCGCUGGUGCCACUAUCGGGAAGGUUGGCGAAGGUCUCAACCCUGAGCAACGUAAACGUCUUACUAUUGCCGUCGAGCUCGCUUCCAAGCCUGAGCUGCUGAUGUUCCUUGAUGAGCCGACUUCCGGUCUUGAUUCAGGCGCUGCGUUCAACAUUGUUCGCUUCCUCAGAAAGCUUGCCGACGCUGGCCAGGCUAUCCUGUGCACAAUCCAUCAGCCUUCGAGUGUUCUUUUCGAAGAGUUUGAUGAAUUGCUUUUGCUCAAGAGUGGUGGACGUACAGUCUACCACGGCGAGCUUGGCGAUGGCUCGAAGAACCUGAUCACAUAUCUCGAAAAGAACGGAGAGCAAGAAUGUCCUGCCGAUGCCAACCCGGCUGAGUGGAUGCUUGAAGCCAUUGGUGCAGGAAACCCUGACUACAACGGACCCGACUUUGGCGACCUCUGGGAGAAAUCCAAAGAGAAGGAACAGCAACAGCAAGAGAUCAAGAGCAUGAUUCAAGAACGCCGCAAGGCUUCAGAUGGAGCUAAAACAGACGAUGACCGCGAGUACGCUAUGCCACUCGGUACACAAAUCAACACCGUUGUCAAAAGGUCUUUCAUCGCGUAUUGGCGCUCUCCUCAAUACGUGGUCGGCAAAUUCAUGCUACAUAUAUUUACCGCCUUGUUCAACGGCUUCACCUUUUGGAAUCUGGGCAACUCGCAAAUAGACAUGCAGAGUCGACUCUUCUCUAUCUUCAUGACACUGACUAUUUCGCCACCUUUGAUCCAGCAGUUACAACCAAGGUUCUUAAACUUCAGAGAUCUCUACCAGUCGAGAGAGGCGAACUCGAAAAUCUAUAGUUGGGUUGCCUUUGUUAUCGGUGCGAUUGUUGUUGAGAUUCCUUACUCACUCGUUGCCGGAACUAUUUAUUGGUGUGCUUGGUACUUCCCACCCGGUUUCCCUCGCGGUACAUACAGAGCAGCAUCAGUCUGGCUCUUCAUCAUGUCAUUCGAGCUCUUCUACAUUGGCUUCGGUCAAGCCAUCGCUUCGUUCGCUGCUAACGAGCUGCUUGCUUCAUUGCUUGUACCAAUGUUCUUCCUAUUCGUCGUGUCAUUCUGCGGUGUUGUUGUGCCCUAUGUAGCACUGCCUACUUUCUGGAAGGCAUGGAUGUACUGGCUCUCGCCUUUCAAGUAUCUCCUUGAAGGACUGCUCGCGCUUGUCACCCACGGUCUACCAAUAGAGUGCGAUUCUCAAGAACUUGCCAGCUUCCCAGCUCCUCCGGGCCAGACUUGCGAUGCCUAUGCCGGACCAUACGCUCAACAAUCAGGCGGCUAUGUCAUCACCCAAGCCAACGGCCUUUGCGGUUUCUGUCAAUAUAGAGAUGGAGAUGCCUUUGCAGCAUCCUUUAAUGUGUACUGGACCUACGUCUGGAGAGACUACGGCAUAUUCUGGGCGUACAUCAUCUUCAACUUUGCUGUUGUGUUUGUUUGCUCCUGGUUGUACCUGCAAGGUGUUGGUAAGAUCAAGAAGUUCUUCAGCCCGGUUGCGAGAAAGCAGAAGAAAGCCGCUAAGCAACGAGAGCAUGAGAGUCAGAAUGAGAAGGCUUGA